Molecule: messenger RNA, 1101 nt
Organism: Thrips palmi
Lineage: Eukaryota; Metazoa; Arthropoda; Insecta; Thysanoptera; Thripidae
Product: enoyl-CoA hydratase domain-containing protein 3, mitochondrial
Exons: 7
Coding region: 16-1044 (342 amino acids)
Cellular component (GO): mitochondrion
Molecular function (GO): hydro-lyase activity
Source: RefSeq, a predicted model, not a curated record
GUAAAUGAUAGCACGAUGGAAGGAGAUCUAAAGAGUGUCUAUAAACUCUAUUGUCUAUUCACAGUUGGACUCACUAUUUCCAGUCUGCGUGAAACCACCAAGGCUCGCAACAGGAGGUCUCACAAUUGUUUAUGUCGUAAAGUACUUUGUAUAGCUUUGAUUGUGUUCAGUGAGUGUUCCAUCAACAUGCAAGCAAACUUUCGACAGAUUCUACAUAAUUUUCUCAAAAAUGAGGGCAAGGCAUUUUGUACAACAUCUACAGCUCUGUCCAAACCUUUCACUAAAGUUUCUGAAGCGGAUGGAGUUCGUGAAAUAACUCUUUGUGGCCCAGCAAGAAAUGCUCUUUCUGUCAAUAUGAUGGAAGAAAUAACACACAACAUUACGAAGGACCAAGAUGAUGUAGACUUGCGUGUUAUAGUUUUAAAAGCAGAAGGACCUAUAUUUUCUGCUGGUCACAAUUUGAAGGAAUUGAACUCUGAUUCUAAAGAUGUUCACAGAGCAGUUUUUAAAACUGCCUCAAAAAUGAUGCUGAGUAUUUUGCACUGCCCUGUUCCUGUUGUUGCUUCUGUCCAUGGUCUGGCUGCUGCUGCAGGAUGUCAACUUGUUGCUGGCUGUGAUAUAGCAAUAUGUUCAGAGAAUGCAUCUUUCUCAACCCCAGGUGCACAAGUUGGAAUAUUUUGCUCUACACCCGGUAUUGCACUUGCACGUGCUGUUCCUUCAAAGAUUGCUGCUGAUAUGCUGUUUACUGGUGAUACUAUUUCAGCACAAAAAGCUCUACAGUAUGGACUUGUUAGUCGUGUUGUUCCUGAUGCCCUGCUUGGUGAGGAGUUGUCCAAGGUGACUUCAUCUAUUUGUGCCAAAAGCAGAUCUGUAAUAGAACUUGGUAAGAAGUUCUUGUACUCCCAAAUUCAACAAGAUAUCUUCACAGCUUACCGUUUGGGUGAAAAUGUUAUGAUAAGCAACGUAUCAAUGAUUGAUGCUCAGGAAGGAAUGAACAGUUUUCUGAGCAAAAGAAAACCACAGUGGAAACAUACUUCAGAGUAAUAAAAACAAAAUCUGAAAAAAAAAUAUUUAAGGACCCAACUGUUAAAUGAAAAAUAA